AUGGACCAGAACUCAAGAAGAAGACCCAAAACCAUCCUCGAAACCUGCGGCGAGGAAAUCGUAAGAAUCAUAACCCCCGUCUCGAUUUGCAUGCUCACCGUCGUUAUCCUCGUGUCCAUCCUCAACGGCGAUUCGUCCUCCACCUCAAACGGCGGCGGCUCGUCGAUCACCACCAUGGCCACCGUGGCCUACUCCGAGAACAGCUCCGACUCCACCUGGGACAAGCUCAAAGGUGCCCUUCUGAACUCGCUCGUCUUCGUGGUCGUCGUCACGCUCGUCACUUUCCUCUUGGUCCUCCUGUUCUACUUCAGGUGCACCAAGUUCCUGAAAUACUACAUGGGUUUCUCCGCAUUUCUCGUCCUGGGUUUCAUGGGGGCCGAGAUUGCCCUUUUCCUGAUCCAAGAUUUCAGCUUUCCGGUCGACUGUGUUACUUUUGCUGUGUUGUGGUUUAAUUUCACGGUUACCGGCGUCCUAGCCGUACUCAUGUCGAAAAUGGCUCUUUUCGUGACUCAAGCUUACCUCGUUCUGAUUGGGGUUCUUGUUGCUUACUGGUUCACCCUUCUGCCUGAAUGGACCACUUGGGUUCUUCUGGUGGCCAUGGCAUUGUACGAUCUUGCCGCUGUUUUGCUGCCUGGUGGGCCUCUCAGGCUCCUGGUCGAGCUCGCGAUUUCUAGGGAUGAAGAGAUUCCUGCGCUCGUUUACGAGGCUAGGCCUGUUAUCCACGAUCAUGGUCCGAGCAGUGACGUGGCGCGAAGAAGGGUGUGGAGAGAGGAAACGAGCCGUUCGGGUGAAAAUCGAAAUUCGGAAAACGAGACGAAUUUUGUGAAUGUGGAGGAGGGUCGGGUAAUGGCUGUGGAGAACGAGCUCAAUGCCCCACUUAUUCAACAUGUGAAUUCGGUGGAGAAUAGUGUCUCGAGCAAUGAUCUUGUUCUUGAAGGAAUUGGUUUGGGUUCGUCUGGUGCGAUUAAGCUUGGAUUGGGUGACUUCAUUUUCUACAGUGUGUUAGUUGGUCGAGCGGCCAUGUACGAUUUCAUGACUGUCUACGCGUGCUACCUUGCUAUUAUAGCUGGCCUCGGUGUAACUCUUUUGCUCCUCGCGUUUUACCGUAAGGCUUUGCCUGCACUUCCUGUGUCCAUCUUGCUAGGUGUGUUGUUUUAUUUGUUGACUCGGCUUUUGCUCGAGGAUUUUGUCGUACAAUGUUCUAUGAACCUGUUGAUGUUUUAA
Molecule: messenger RNA, 1224 nt
Organism: Striga asiatica
Lineage: Eukaryota; Viridiplantae; Streptophyta; Magnoliopsida; Lamiales; Orobanchaceae
Source: the annotation of a GenBank genome assembly